GCGACACAUAUCAAAUACGAUAAACAUUAACGUUUCUUAUCUGGCGUUUUCCUAAACAAUCAAUGCCAAUUUCCAUUCCGAUAUAUGCUGUUCGCUGUACAUUCGGCAAUUGGAAUCUAUAUCCGCAACGUGUGCGCAAAAAGUGCCGAAUUUCAGAGAACGUCCGCAGAAAUCUGCGUCUGCGAAAUCUGCAGCGCGCGUGAUGUGCAACGAUAUGCCGUUUAACUGUCCUCGAUAGGCACGGAGGUGCCGUAGAUUAUGGUCGAGUAUUAUCGGCGAUGCUUUUAUCAGGCGUUUCCUCGGUCGGGCACGUCGAUAAGAUAAAUUCGGUGAGCACGAAGCGUGUCUUUUGGCGUGAGAGCGUACGGCAGUAAGCGAGUAAACGCAAAAUCGGGAGAUCGUUAAGAGGUAAAUCGGCUAGGAGCAACAUGCAGGCGGACGACAAGUGCAUUCCGCAGCAGAAACAGGAGGGUGUUUCAACGUCGGGCGGAUCGCAACGGAGCGUACCGGACGGAUGGCCGUUCAAGAAGGCAAAGGACUUGAUCGAUGCCCGACAAGCUGUGAAAAUCAAUUUCGAUCCGUCCGCUGAAGAAUACAAUAUGAGGCAUAAAAGAAGAGGAGUGGCGCUUAUAAUAAACCAUGUUAAUUUCAAGAACAUGGCCACGCGAACGGGCUCCAUAAAGGACACCGAAGACCUCAAGGUUUCAUUAGACAAGCUCGGGUUCGACGUUCGAAUUUGUCCGAAAGAUCCGACAGUUAAAACUAUAACCACGAUCUUACAGUCGACCGCUACGGAAGACCACACGGAUGCCGACUGCCUGAUCGUGGUCGCAAUGUCACACGGCGAAUCGGGUCUAUUGCAUUCGACCGACAGCCUGUAUCCAGUCGAUAUGCUGUGGGCUCCCUUCACGGGCGAUCGAUGCUCCAGCCUGGCCGGGAAACCGAAGUUGUUCUUCAUUCAGGCAUGCCGCGGGAUGCAACUGGACAAAGGGGUGAAAGUCAUGCAUGAGACAGAUAGUAAGAGAACUACGUACACUAUACCCGCCUAUGCAGAUAUCAUGGUCGCGUACUCUACUUAUGACGGUUUUUACUCGUGGCGCAAUCCGGACUCGGGCUCCUGGUUCAUACAGGCACUCUGCGAGGAGCUGGAGCUUCACGGGCGCAGCCGCGAUCUACUCAGCCUAAUGACCUUCGUUAACCGUCGUGUCGCCAUCGAGUAUCAAUCCUAUGUGCCGGGGAGUGAAAAAUUCCACGGGAAAAAGCAGAUCCCGUCGAUUGUCUCGAUGUUGACCCGCCUGGUGUACUUCCACGACAAGCACACACCGGACGAUAUCGAUAACGGAUCGAAGGGAAAGGGAACCGAAGUCGAAAAAGUAACGUAAGAGUGGCAAAACACUCGUUCUCGAACAAACUUACGAUGAUGGAUUUUUCGGCAAAAACCGACAGAUUGAUUCCAGUCGAGCUGUUUUGAUACAUCGAACUUUUUGAGAAGUAAUUAUCGAUCGGCGCAACUCAUCGAACACAUUUGGAUUGUUACAAUUGAGUUUCGCAGUCGCUAUAGAGAAUUUAAGAACGUAGUAUGCGAAAAGAAAAAAGAAAAAGAAAAACGUAUUGUUUAUGUAGUUAAAAAUUUUCUGCCUUUCUGUUGUUACUUUAUUAAAAAAGAAAGCGAUAAAUACUCUCAAAUAUAUUUCGGAUAUCUAUUACAAUUAAAAAUGUAUAAUUAAAUACUUUUAA
Messenger RNA from Temnothorax curvispinosus, 1737 nucleotides. Its product is annotated as caspase-1-like. The record is from RefSeq and is a predicted model, not a curated record. Gene Ontology annotation, biological process: proteolysis. Lineage: Eukaryota; Metazoa; Arthropoda; Insecta; Hymenoptera; Formicidae. Bases 429 to 1382 code for a protein of 317 amino acids. Gene Ontology annotation, molecular function: cysteine-type endopeptidase activity. The transcript has 5 exons.